AUGCUCCUCGCACGACCACCUAGACUGUCGAUCCUACCUCGACUACACCCCGUGAAACUCUACGCGAAAGCCAGCCCCCGCAACUCCUCUGUCUUCAAAGGUUGGAAAGGGAGCUCCACAGAUGAGAACGCAGUCUCACGAGCCGAGAAGGGAGACAGGCAUGAUCCGGAGUCAGAGGCGGCAGCCUCGGGUUUGAAAGAAAGAGAGGCGAAUGAGGGUAUUGCAGAUGACACCAAGUCUCAAGGGAGAACACAGCGAGGGGGGAGAAAGCAGGGGAGAAAGGCCAAGGCAGAGCAUCCCAAGGCCCCUGAGCCAAUCAUCGGAAUGAAUGAUGAGCGGGCGGAGAAGGGAAAUUGA
Penicillium riverlandense is the source of this 357-nucleotide messenger RNA. RefSeq lists its product as uncharacterized. The coding region runs from base 1 to 357 and encodes 118 amino acids. NCBI's taxonomy places the organism in Eukaryota, Fungi, Ascomycota, Eurotiomycetes, Eurotiales, Aspergillaceae. The transcript is spliced from 2 exons. The record is from RefSeq and is a predicted model, not a curated record.